Egretta garzetta (little egret) is the source of this 2696-nucleotide messenger RNA. It is a transcript of the gene HACD4, whose product is annotated as 3-hydroxyacyl-CoA dehydratase 4. Bases 150 to 809 code for a protein of 219 amino acids. Lineage: Eukaryota; Metazoa; Chordata; Aves; Pelecaniformes; Ardeidae. Gene Ontology annotation, biological process: sphingolipid biosynthetic process; very long-chain fatty acid biosynthetic process; fatty acid elongation. Gene Ontology annotation, molecular function: 3-hydroxyacyl-CoA dehydratase activity. The transcript has 7 exons. Gene Ontology annotation, cellular component: endoplasmic reticulum membrane. The record is from RefSeq and is a predicted model, not a curated record.
GCUUAGAGCUACAAACAGUGACGUCGUGGGGUGGGGGAAGAGGAAAGAGGAGGGAUGAUCUCAAAACAAACAGCUGCUGCAGCUGUAGAGAGAAAAAAGGAGAAAGAUCAGGAGCGGCAGCAGCCGUCGACCCCUGUAACAGCUUCACCAUGAACACCUACCUCUUUCUGUACGAGUUAAUGCAAUUCUGUGGACAUUCCUGGAUAUUUACAAAUAUGAUCAUCAGGUUCAUGUCAUUUGGAAAAGAUUCGUUGGCUGACACAUUUUACUCCAUAGGACUUGUCAUGCGCCUUUGCCAAUUGUUAUCUAUAUUGGAGAUCCUACACAUCCUCAUUGGCAUUGAUAAAAGCCGUCUCUUCCCCAGGUUUUUGCAGAUCACUGAGAGAAUAAUUGUUUUAUUUGUUGUGAUCAACAGUCAGGAAGAAGUUCAAGGGAAAUAUGUCGUGUGUGUUUUAUUUUUCCUUUGGAAUUUAUUAGAUGUGGUCAGGUACACUUACAACAUGCUAGCAAGGACGGGAAUAUACUACCUACCACUGACAUGGCUCAACUUCUCACUAUGCAUCCCACUCUAUCCCCUUUCAGUUCUGGCUAAAGCGUUUGCAAUCUGUGUAUCACUGCCUUAUUUUGAAUCCUUUGGCACAUACUCCGUCAAGCUACCAUUUCCAUUCGCCUUCUCAAUCUACUUCCCCUAUGUUCUGAAAAUGUACCUGCUAGUGCUGUUUGUAGGUAUGUGCUUUAUCACCCAGAACCUCUUCUCUGAAAGGAAGGCACACCUAGCGAAAGGCAACAUCAAAAAGAAAAGAAGCUAAAUUGAUAUUUUGUUUGGAAAUAAGAAAUGUAUUCCCAGUGGGCUGCUGCAUAUCAUAGGUUAAAAAGAAAUUAGACAAAGUUUUUCAAUGCAAAACUCCUGUUUGCAUGUACAUCAUCUGGCUGUGUAGGAUUUUCAGAAAAGGCAAGUCUCUUCAAUGCAUCUCAAAAAUGGAGCAGCUCAAAAUAACUAGUUACUUUUGAAAGCUUUGACCUCAAAUGGCAGGAGUUUUAAAAAUGACUAUUUUUUUAAACAUGUAUUAGAGAACUCUGAAAAAACCUGAAGAGUGCCUCCACUUGCAAUCACACUAACAACCCUUAUUUUGGUGUUAUUUCUUGCCUCAUUAGCAACAGAUAUUCUGUAAUGACAAUGCCAUUUAAUCUGUAAGAGUAUUUUAUUUUAGGCCAACACGUACGUGCCUCAUAUAUAUAAGUGCUAAAUUGGCCAGAAUUUGAAUCUCUAAAGGAACAGAAGCUGGAAACUUUGCAACCUAUGAGAUUCACAUGCUGAUUAGUCCCAGGCAUUCACAAAGGAUCCCUCAUGUUCUGGCGCAACUUUCACUUCUCCAAACAAGAUUCCAGAAAAUGCAGCUAAACCACAAAGGCAAGCUAUCAGGUACUCACUCAUAUUCAAGGGGAUAUUUAAGGCUCAGAAGUAAAAGCUUAUAAUUAUGUGUCUGGCAGACACUAAGAAUCUCUUGCCCUGCAACAAUUUUCUUCCAAGCUGAACAGCAAGACAGAUAUGCAACAGAAGUGUGAUAUAGUCAGGCCAAAUAUACGUUGUUCUUUAAAGGGACAUGAAUGACUACCAAAACCCAUGUGCAAAGUUCUAGCCAUUUUAUUCAAGUGUGCUGCUCCUCAUACUUCUGUAGGACUAUCUGUGAAAAUGCAACUAGAACAUAGUCUCUUCAAGGGUUGGGAAUGAAGAAUACAGACAGCAACCCAGUGGACUGUAUGGGCAAAAAUGGACAAAUAACUGCUUACAGGCUGGAGGGGGCUUUUCUAAUGUUUCAUCCACAUCGAUUAUCACCUACAUUUGAAUUCAAGCAGGUGAGGGAGAAAAGUGAGGUUAUUUUUUUGAGCGUGACUGAAAACUGGGGGGAGAGAGGGAAGAUAAUAGUUGGAGGGAAGAUAGUAUUUAAAUGGAAUGUGAACACUAUCACAAUAGGAAGAGGCUUUAGGCUGCAUGACUUUCUAAACCAUGCAGCCUAAAGUGGGUAUAGAAGGAAAGAGAGAAGCUGGCCUCGAUGAACUCAGUUGUUACAGAAGGUCACCUACUAGAAUUUUUAUUUAAUAUACGUGGCAGACAAUGCCUGCAGUAGUACAGGGUCAGCCUGGCUUUUUUUUUUUUUUUUUUUUUUGGAAAGUGCUGCAAACAGAGGUAGGAAUUUGGAACUUAGUAGAGAAACAGAAGUACCUCCACUUUGGACUUCUGUCUGACCCAAACCAUGUUGUGGACAACAUGAAGAAAUGUAUAGAGCAGCUGAAUAGGCUGAAAGCUUUGAGGAAGAGAGCCAGAAUAAGAACAUUUCACAUCAAGCCACUAUAUAACAUGCUGAAAGUGAAACAUGGACAUUUUUCUCCUUGGAAAGUCAAUCUAAUGUGUUUGUCAUCAAACUGCCUGGAGUUAACAUAACCUGUAAGAGGAAACAUGACAUAUGAUAUUGUAUUGGGUCUACCUGGCAAGGCUUUGGGCAGUGGGGAAGCUGCAGGGAUGGCCUCUGUGAGAAGCCAGUGGCUUCUCCCAUGCCAGACACAGAUAGUUCCAGCCAGCUCUGAAACAGAGCCACUGCAGGACACGCAAAGCUGACAGCACCUCUGUGAAAAUAUAUUUAAGAAAAGGUAAAAAACGCUAUGCAGCAGCUGGAGAGACAAGAAUAAGAAAAUGU